Molecule: messenger RNA, 7476 nt
Organism: Nannospalax galili (Upper Galilee mountains blind mole rat)
Lineage: Eukaryota; Metazoa; Chordata; Mammalia; Rodentia; Spalacidae
Gene: Cenpe
Product: centromere protein E
Exons: 46
Coding region: 57-7397 (2446 amino acids)
Biological process (GO): mitotic cell cycle; microtubule-based movement
Cellular component (GO): microtubule
Molecular function (GO): microtubule binding; plus-end-directed microtubule motor activity; ATP binding
Source: RefSeq, a predicted model, not a curated record
GGCUGUGGGGCUCUGAGGCCGCCGCUGGUCUUCACCUAGUUCCGGGGUCCUCGGCGAUGGCGGAGGAGGCGGCGGUGGCCGUGUGCGUGCGAGUGCGGCCGCUCCCCUGCAGAGAAGAAGAACUUGGAGAAGAUACCCAUGUUUACUGGAAAACUGACAAUAAUGCCAUUUAUCAGAUUGAUGGGAGUAAAUCCUUCAAUUUUGAUCGUGUCUUUCAUAGCAGUGAAACAACUAAAAAUGUGUAUGAAGAAAUUGCAGUACCGAUCAUCGAUUCCGCCAUACAAGGCUACAACGGAACGAUAUUUGCCUAUGGGCAAACUGCAUCAGGAAAAACACACACUAUGAUGGGUUCCGAAGACUGUUUGGGAGUUAUACCCAGGGCAAUUCAUGACAUUUUCGAAAAAAUUAAGAAGUUUCCUGAGCGAGAAUUUCUCUUACGGGUAUCUUACAUGGAGAUCUACAACGAGACCAUUACAGACUUACUCUGUAAUGCUCAGAAAAUGAAACCUUUGAUUAUUCGGGAAGAUAUCAAUAGGAACGUCUAUGUUGCUGAUCUCACGGAAGAAGUAGUUUACACCUCAGAAAUGGCUUUGAAAUGGAUCUCAAAGGGAGAAAAGAACAGACAUUACGGAGUCACCAAAAUGAAUCAAAGAAGCAGUCGUUCCCACACCAUUUUUAGGAUGAUUUUGGAAAGCAGAGAAAAAGGUGAAUCUUCCAAUUGCGAAGGGUCUAUCAAGGUCUCUCAUUUGAAUUUGGUUGAUCUCGCAGGCAGUGAAAGAGCUGCUCAAACAGGAGCUGAAGGUGUGCGACUCAAGGAGGGCUGUAAUAUAAAUCGAAGCUUAUUUAUUUUGGGACAAGUGAUCAAGAAACUUAGUGAUGGACAAAUCGGUGGUUUCAUUAAUUAUCGAGAUAGCAAAUUAACACGAAUUCUUCAGAAUUCCUUGGGAGGAAAUGCCAAAACCCGUAUUAUCUGCACAAUUACUCCAGUGUCGUUCGAUGAAACCCUUACCACCCUACAGUUUGCCAGUACUGCUAAAUACAUGAAGAAUACUCCUUAUGUCAAUGAGGUGUCAAGUGAUGAAGCUCUCCUGAAAAGAUACAGAAAAGAAAUAGUGGAUCUUAAGAAACAAUUAGAGGAGGUGAAUAUGAAAACUCGAGCACAAGAAAUGGAAAAAGACCAGUUGGCCCAACUUUUGGAUGAAAAAGACCUGCUUCAAAAAGUACAGGAUGAGAAAAUUCAAAACUUAAAACGUAUGCUGGUUACCUCUUCCUCUAUUACAUUACAACAGGAACUAAAGGCUAAAAAGAAACGAAGAGUUACUUGGUGUGUCGGCAAAAUCAAUAAAAUGAAGGAGUCACACUAUGAAAGUGAAUUUAAAAUGCCAACAAAUGUAACAACAAGAAGCCGCAAAACUGUAACUGUCCUGGGAGAAACUGAUGAAUCGCUCUGUUUUGACUCUGAUAUCUUCAGUAAUACUCUUGAACCAUUAACUGAAAUAGAGUGGAAUUCGGCAACAAAGCUACUGAGUGAGGAACACUUAGAAAGUGAGUUGAACUCACUUCAUGCUAAAUAUGAUAAUCUAGUAUUGGACUAUGAACAGCUAAGAAGAGAAAAUGAAGACCUGGGAUUGAAAUUAAAAGAAAAAAGUGACUUAGAUGAAUUUGAGGCUCUGGAAAGGAAAGCAGAGAAAGAUCAAGAGAUGCAACUAAUUCAUGAAAUUUCCAACUUAAAGAAUUUAGUUAAGCAUGCAGAAGUAUAUAACCAAGAUCUUGAGAAUGAACUAAGUUCAAAAAUAGAACUGCUCAAAGAAAAGGAUGACCAGAUUAAGACUCUCCAGAAAUGCAUAGACUCCCAAAAGUCAGAAAAUAUGAGAGCAGAUUUGUCAUAUGCAUCGGAAAAUACUGAAGACCUAAAACAAAUCAGACAAACUCUGUUUGAUGCCGAAACUGUAGCCCUUGAUGCCAAGAGAGAAUCAGCCUUCCUGAGAAGUGAAAAUCUAGAGCUAAAAGAGAAAAUGAAUGAACUUUCCAAUUCUUAUAAGCAAAUGAAAAGUGACAUUCAGCUGUAUCAAAGCCAACUGGAGGCAAAAAAGAAGAUGCAAAUGGACCUGGAUAAGGAAUUGCAGUCUGCAUUUAAUGAAAUAACAAAGCUCACUGCCCUGAUAGAUGGCAGAGUCCCCAAAGAUUUGCUUUCCAAUUUGGAACUGGAGAAAAGGAUUACUGAGCUCCAGAGAGAACUUAAUGAAGAAGCUGAAGGAAAGGAAACUUUGCGAAAAGAAGUCCAGUUGCUCUCAGAGCUGAAGUGUUUACCCUCUGAAGUAGAAAUGCUGAGGAAAGAGCUACAUGAGAAAUCUGAAGAGCUCUAUGUAAUCUCAUCAGAAAGAGAAAGAUUGCUCUCUGAAGUAGCUCAUAAAGACAGUAGAAUUCAGGGCUUACUUGAAGAAAUUGGGAGAGCUGAAGAUGACCUCGCAGCUUCCCAGCCGAAUUACAAAAGCUCUGGUGAAGAAUGUCAGGCUUUGAAAAUCCUUCACACUGAACUUGAGCAAAAAUAUGAAGCGGCCUUGGAGGAGAAUGAGAGAAUGAAGCAGGAGGUGGGAAAUCUCUCUAGAGAAGCAGAAAGCCUUGGUUCAAGUGUGGAUUCCUUGAAGACCGAGCUCUCUCACAAGACUCAAGAGCUUCAGCAGAAAACAGCGGAGAGUCAAGAAAGGUUAAAUGAGGUGCAGCAGCUGAAAGCAGAGUUAGCAAGUCAAGACUGCAGCCUGCGGAGUGUAGAGAAGGAGAACACUCUGCUGUCUGAGAAGCUUCAGCACAGCGUAGAAGAAGUCAGAGCUUUAACCCGAGAAAAGGAUGGCCUAAAGCAACUCCAAGAGAGCCUGCGAGCCGAGAGGGACCAGCUCCGAAGCGACAUUCAGGACACUGUAAACAUGAACAUAGACACUCAAGAACAAUUACUAAAUGCUCUUGAGUCUUUGAAACAGCACCAAGAAACAAUUAGCACACUGACAAAGCAGGCCGAGGAACCGUGCGGGAGCUUGCGUGUCAAGGCCGGAGGAGGCAGAGAUGAAGUUCAGCAGGAGAAGACUGCUGUAGAUGAAAGACAGAAUCUGGGCACCACAAACACCCAGAGGCUGAUUGCAGAUGCUAAGGAUGAUGAGGGAAGUGAGCAGCAGAAGAUAUCUUCUUUAAUACAGGAGAGAAAUGAACUGCAGCAGAUGCUGGAGAGUGUUAGGGCAGAAAAGGAGCAACUGAAGAGGGAUCUAAAGGAAAAUAUCGAGAUGACUGUUGAAAACCAGGAAGAAUUAAGAAUUCUUAGAGUGGAACUCAGAAGGCAGCAGGAGAUAGUUGCUCAGGAAAGGAGCCAAGCCGUGAAGAAAGGUGAUGAGCUGUCAAGGGCCUGUGAGAGGCUGGCAGAAGCUGAGGAGGAGCUCAGGGAAAAGAACCAGAAACUCCAGGAAAAGCAGCAACAGCUUCGUAGUGCACAGGAGGAGCUGACUAAGAUGCAAGAAAAGAUCAAUGAAAUGGAGAAUCUGAAGAACGAAUUAAAGAACCAAAAAUUAGCAUUAGAACAUGUGGAAAUGGAAAGACUUGAGUUGACCCAAAAACUCCAGGAAAAUGACAAGAAAAUGAAAUCUAUAACCAAGGAAAGAAAUGAUCUAAAAGAAUUGCAGGAGUCAUUUGAAGUCGAAAGAAAUCAACUUAAAGAGUACGUGAGAGAAACCGAAGCUAUGGACCUGCGAACAAAAGAAGAACUCAUCAUUGCACCCGUGCAUCUAAAAAAACACCAAGAAAUUAUUGAUGAGCUGCAAAGAAGCAUUUGUGAGAGAGACGCUGAAGCAGCCAGCCCCCGGAAGGACACAGAGAAGCCCGGCACUGAACUGCACGCAAAGGAAUCCCUUAAGAUCCCAGAGGCUGGAUAUAAACAGGAACAGUCUUUCAAUGUAGAGGAAAAGGACAGUGCGACUGCUGAAAUGAGUGAGCUGGGGCAGCUGAAGGAGAUGUUCAAAGCCAGAGAUUCAGCAGUACCAAGAGAAGAACAGGAAGAGAUCAGGUUGUCCACAAGUCCUGACGAAAGUGGCAAAGUGGUGCUGUUAGCUAAGGAGAGGGAUGGCCUCCAGCGCCUGCAGCAGGCUCUCCAGUCAGAGCGUGACCAACUCACAGAGCACGUCAGAGAAAUCACAGCCAAACACCUAGAAACUGAGGAAGAACUUAAAGCUGCUCAUUGCUGCCUGAAAGAGCAAGAGAAAACGAUUGACGCACUGAGAAUGAACCUCUCCCAGAAGGAAGCUGAAUUAUCAAGCAUUCGGAUAGAGCUAGAAUCAGCCACUGAUGAGCUGCAGAAAAAGCUCCAAGAACUUCAGGAAAAAGAGCAUAAGUAUCUUGAGAUGAAGACAAGUAAUGAGACUGAAGAGAAUAUGUGUGAGAUGGAACACUUGAAAGAGCAGUUUGAGGCCCAGAAGUCAACUCUGGAAAAGAUGGAAAUGCAGAAUGUAACCCUGACUCAAAGACUCCACGAAAACACUGAAGAAAUGAGAUCUGUAACAAGAGAAAGGGAUGACCUUAGGAGUACAGGGGAGAGCCUCAAAGUAGAGAGAGACCAGCUCAAGGAAAACCUUAAAGCAACCAUGACUAGAGGUCUAGAAAAAGAAGAAGAACUAAGAAUUUCUCAUCUGCAUCUGAAAGAACACCAAGAAACUAUCGACAAACUCAAAGAGAUUGUUUCUGAGAAGACGGAUGAAAUAUCCAAUAUUCAAGGGGACUUGGAACGUACAAAUGCUACCUUAGAAGCACAGAUCCAAGAACUCCAGGAAAAAGAACAUCAGUUUUCUAAAGUAAAAGGUGACCUCAGAGAAGCUGUGUAUCAAAUGGAACAACUAAAGGAGCAGAUGGAAGCCCAGAAUUCAACUCUAGAGAGCAUAAAAAUAGAGAAGCUAAGAUUGACUCAAAAGCUUCAUGAAAAUCUUGAAGAAGUAAGAUUAGUUACUAAAGAAAAUGAUGGCCUGAGACUUGUGGAGGAAACCCUCAGAACAGAGAGAGACCAACUGAGGGAAAGCCUUAGAAAAGUAGAAGCAGAUGAUCUGAAAAAGGAAGAGAAACUAAGGAUUGUGCAUGUGGAUCUGAAAGAACACCGAGAAACUAUUGACAGGCUCAGGGGCAUUAUUUCUGAGAAGACAGAAGAAGCAUCACAUAUGAAGACGGAUUUAGGAAAUGCAGAUGUUAAAUUACAGGCAAAGAUUCAAGAACUUAAGGCAAAUGAACUUCAGCUUCUCAAGUUGAAAGGAGACAUGAAUGAAAUGCAGAGGCAACUCAAGGAACAAGGCUUAACUCUGAAUAAAAUAGAAAUGGAGAAUCUAAAUCUAGCUCAGAAACUUCACGAAACCCUUCAAGAAAUGAAAUCUGUAGUAAAGGAAAGAGAUAAUGUAAGGAGAGCAGAGGAGAUGCUCAAGCACGAGAGAGACCGACUCGAGGAACGUCUGCGAGAAGCCGUCGCCAGGGAUCAUCAGAAUCACAAAGAGCUAGUAAAACAUGAAAGGAGGUUAUCGUGUGAUGCAGAGCAUCUUACAGAAAGCCUUCGAGAAAAGUGCCUCAGGAUAAACGUGCUCCUUAAAAGAUACUCAGAAAUGGAUAGUGAUUAUGAGUGCCUGGAUAGGUUGUCUCUUGACUUGGAGAAGGAAAUUGAAACCCAAAAAGAGCUUUCAGUUACUUUAAAAGCAAAUCUCUCACUUCCAUGCCCACAAGCCAAAGAGAUUCAAAAGCUUCUUAGCGCAAACCAGAGAUGCUCCAUGGAAUUCCACAGAGUCAUGAAGAAACUUAAGUACGUGCUAAGCCACGUUACAAAGAUAAAGGAAGAACAGCAUGAUUCCAUCAACAAAUUCGAAAUGGCUUUCAUUCAGGAAGUGGAAAAACAAAGUGAAUUCCAAAUUAAAAUACAGUGCCUUCAACAGGAUUAUGAGAUACCAUCCAGAGAAUUAGAGAUCCUCAAACUAAACCAGAAUAUGGACCUCCAUAUUGAGGAAAUUCUCAAAGAUUUUUCAGGAAAUGACUUACCCAGCAUAAAGACUGAAUUCCAACAAGUUCUGAGUAAUAGGAAAGAAAUGACUCAGUUUUUGAAAGAGUGGCUACAUGCUCCUUUUGAUGUAGAAAAGCUUAAAAGUGGCAUCCAGAAAGAAAACACUAGCAUUUGUCAAGUGAAUAACUUCUAUAAUAGCAAAAUAGCUGCCAUAGUAAAUGAGUCAACAGAGUUUGAGGAAAGAAAUGCUACCAGAUCCAAAGAGUGGGAACAUGACCUGAAAUCAAUGAAUGAAAAAACUAAAAAGCUAUUUAAAGACUACCAGGCUUUGACUGUCUCCCUAUCUACUGCCCAUAUUUACCCUGCACAUCCUUCCACACAGAGCACUAAGAACCCCUGUGUGGCAUCAGGUGUACAGCUAACCGCAGAGAGAAUUCAAGAGCUGGAAACUUCCCUACAAGAAGCUAAAGAAAGUGCUAUGUAUAAGGAAGACAAGAUUGUCAAGAUGCAGAAAGAACUAGACUUGAGUAAGGACGUGAUAGCAGAACUUCAGACCAAAGUUAGGGAGUCAAACACAUCCCUUGAAAAAGCAAAAGAAUCAGUCCAGGUACUUCAGGACAAAGUUGCUUUAGGAGCUAUGCCCUAUAAAGAAGAAAUUGAAGAUCUCAAAACGAAGCUGGUGAAAGUAGACCUGGAGAAAAAGAAAAGUACCAAGGAGUAUGAAAAGGAAAUUCUUUCCACAAAAGCCACUGUUGAGCAUCAAAAAGAAGUGAUAAGGUUACUGAGAGAAAAUCUUAGAAGAACUCAGCAGACCCAGGAUACCUCAAUGAUAACAGAACAUGAUUCUCAGCCUUUAAAUAAACCAUUAACUUGUGGAGGUGGCAGUGGGAUUGUACAAAGCACAAAAGCUCUUAUUUUGAAAAGUGAAUAUAUAAGGCUGGAAAAGGAAGUUUCUAAGUUAAAGCAGCAAAACGAGCAGUUAAUAAAGCAAAAAAAUGAACUAUUAAGUGAAAACCAUCAUCUUUCCAAGGAGAUUAAAACUUGGAAAGAAGGAACUCUUAAAAGAGAAGCUUAUAAGGAAGCAGCUUGUGCGAAUUCUCCAAAGUCUCCUAAAGUGACUGGAUCUGAUUCUAAGUGGAGACAGAACACAGCUCAGUGCCGCGCACGGAAUUUACAAGGAGUGCCGAAGGAGUCACCAAAAUCUUUGUUUUUUGAUAGCCGAUCAAAGUCUUUACCAGGACCUCAUCCGGUUCGCUAUUUUGAUAACUCUAGUUUAGGACUGUGCCCAGAGGAACAAGCUGCAGAAGCAGAGAACGUGGAUCCUAAGACCGAUUCUUGGUGCUCCUCCUCAGGAAAAGAAGUGCCCCCCGCGGAGUGCAAAAUGCAGUAGAUUCCCCUUCCCCCUUUCUGGAGCCCUGGGAUCCUUUGUUAUUUAUUUUAAUAUAUUUUAAAGAAUAAAGUUCUUAAAA